AUGCUCGGUCUUAGUGCGUAUGAUAGCAGCAGCGAGGAAGAAGCUGAGACCAGACCUUCAGCACCUCAGCCAAGGAAACAAUCCCCCGGGGCCUCGCAGGCUGACCAGAUCAAAGGCCACAAUACAGCUGAGGUCCCUCUAAAUCUACUUCAAACGGGUUCGAACACCACGGAUGAAAUCACAAGUGGCCCUGUCCUAGGCCCGGCUUCUAUGAACACAGCCCCAUCCCCGGAAGAGCAAUCAGCAGGCGGCCGAACUUCUCCAUUUUCAACAUCGCGAGCUUUGAUCCAGGACUUAACGCUACCCCCUGUACCCAAUCUGGAUAUCCCUCCCUCCCCACCAGGAUCCCCCGACCCUGCCGCAAAUGCCAAAUUCGAGCGCUUUCUUUCUCUUAAGAAUCAAGGCGUUCACUUCAAUACAAAACUGGCAAGCACAACGUCCUUAAAGAAUCCGAGCUUGUUGAUCAAAAUGAUGGAACAUGCCGGGAUUGAUGAGCAGGCACAGUAUGAUACGUCCUUACCAUUGGAACUCUGGAACACCUCCACUCUACCUCCUUGGGCGUUUAAGGAAGAGCUCCUCCGGGCCCAACAGGAAGCUCGGCAGAGGAUGGAAGAUAAGAAGUCAUCUGGACAGAGAUCCUCUAUUGAGUUUGUCUCCGGGUCUCCUACAAACCGACCCGCUUCUAGCAUGGAGGCAAAGAGAAAAGGCAACCCAUGA
Molecule: messenger RNA, 717 nt
Organism: Penicillium verhagenii
Lineage: Eukaryota; Fungi; Ascomycota; Eurotiomycetes; Eurotiales; Aspergillaceae
Product: HCNGP domain-containing protein
Exons: 3
Coding region: 1-717 (238 amino acids)
Biological process (GO): regulation of DNA-templated transcription
Cellular component (GO): nucleus
Source: RefSeq, a predicted model, not a curated record